CCGCCAUAUCGUGCUCAAGCGCAGCGCCAGCUACACGGGCGCUGCGAACACCACCGACUCGAACCGCGGGAAGAUGUCGAGCACCUUCGCCGACGCGUACGCCGCGCUCCCUGCGGAGGUCCAGGCGUGGGUUACCAACAAUGGCCUCACUGACCGCGGAACGGUGGCCGACUCCGUCACCCCAGAGUACCUGCGCGACCAUGCGGGCGCCACCGUAGUGAAGCCCGUGGACAUCAUGUUCGUUGAAACCGUCGCGGGCGCGCUCCCCGAGAUCGUGAAGAAGGGGUCUGCGGCGUGGGCGAAGACGCUGGGCUUCUACCGGAAGUGCUACGCCGCCAGCACAGAGACCGCGAACAAGCCUCCCGACCAGGAGGAGGUGGCGCCCAUCGAGGCGAAGGAUCCGGGCCACGAAGACAAUUACGAGCUGAUUCUGGAUUACCGCGAGAAGCGGCUGAAGGCCUUCUUCGAGGCGAGGCGUCACGACGUCGAGGACGCCCGCUUACCCAGCGCUCGCCUCUGGGGCCGCUACGAGCGCCUGCGCCGCGUCCAGAAGGAGUUCGUCCCCCUGCUUGCGGACAAGGUCCAAUCCGAGGAAAUCGGCAAGAAGACCGGCCUCGCCAGCUUCCUGGGGCCCGUCCAGAACGGGGCGCUCGCCUGGAGGCUCCCAGCCAUACAGGAGGCCCCACCUGACACACUGGAAGACCUCGAGACGUGGGCGUACAUCAUCGAGAACUUGAUCUUUCUCGUAGGGUGGGUCAAGGACAUCAAGUCCCUGGACGUCUUCCACCAGAGAUUCUGGGCGAAGGUCCGCAAGAACCGCGCGCCGCGACCGGGGUACUGGAACCUCUCUGUCGCAGAGUACUACCAGGCGUACCUGGCCGGGGACACGAUCGACGACGCGAUCCUCGCGUCCAUGCCCCCAGAGAACAGCGACCUCGACGUCACACUCGCCAUGGCGCCGCGUCUCGUCGCGCAGCCCCGGGCACCCGCGCUCGGUACCAACGGCGGCGCCCAAGCCGCCCACGCCGGCAUGGCGGGCAGCAUCGUGACCGCGCCGCCCCUCGCCCUGACAGACGCGGGCCAACCACCAACCAAGCGCAGGCGUCUCUCGAAAGCACAGCGGCUGCAGAACCGGCUGCAGCAGCUUGCGCCCGCAGGCCCAGAACACCGCGGCGACAAAGGCAAAGCCGCCGGCAAGGGCAAGCCGGCCGGGGCAAGCAAGAAGGGCAAGGGCGCGCGCAAAGGCACCGCGCACGCACACCCCGCGGCGGGCCAGCCCGAGCCCCGUCCACAGCGGGACCCACCGCAGUUUCACACUGGGGCGACCGGCCGGGACCAGCGCCGGAAGCUCAACCCGCGGGCGCGCACCAGCCCGCAGAGCCGCGCCACCGCGGCCGCCACCGCACAGCCCACGAGGGGCGGCCCAGCUCCACGCCCGCGCACGAGCGCCAGCCCGCCUCAGCACCGCGGCGCGGGCACCCUCGCGUCCUCAGGCGGCACCACCAAUGCCCCAGACCAAACGGGCAGCACCUGCAGCGGCAUCACCAUGGUCGAUUAUGCAGCGAGGCUCCACGACCCUGCGGCCGAACAAGAAUUCGACGCCGUCGACACAAACCAGCUGCCGCCCUACGCGCCGCCGCCCGCCGACCCGCGCAGCCAGCAAAGCGCGCGCAGAGACGCCAUGCCGUGGUACGCCGAGGACACUGUGCCCCCGCCACAGCACCCUGCCGCGCCAGGCAGAGCAGCUAAAGGCUUUACACAGCAGCAGCGGGCGAUCUCGCCGAACCAGCACGUGGACAUGGCCUGGGACCGGCAACAACGCCAGCCCGCGCCCCAGUGGGCGGAACCGCCCGCCGUGCGCCCGCCAGCGCCCAUUCGCAGCGCACUGCUCUGGGCGCGCGACUGCCCCGACUACGAACGCUGGGUAAUCGGGCAGGUGCAGUACUGGAGGCGCGCCGAGGCAUCCCUGGGCGAUGCGACACGCGCCUGGCGCACCGGCCUCUCACAGCACGUCAAAGACGUGUUGCCGCCAACAUACAACGGCCCGCUGCACAGGGAGCUGCUCCUGGCUUCCGGCCAUGACGACACGGAGGUCAUCGCCGACAUCAUGGCGGGCUUCCGCAUGCGGGGCGUCCUCCCAGACACGCGGCUCUACGAGCACACCGACAGCGCAGAUCUGCCUGACGCCGCCGAGCUGGACAGCGCUCUCGAGCUGGCACUGGGCAACAGAGAUGCCGCACCUCGGGAAAUGCUCCUGAACACUAAGCGGGAGCCAGACAUGGCCGAGGUCCUCCGGGUCACCGAGGCCGAGCGCGUGUCGGGCAAGCUCGAUGGGCCCUGGGAAGUAUGGCUCGACCACACCGGCCAGGUGCGCUCCACCGUGCCGUUUGCCAGAUGGUUACCAACGCGGCGCUUCCCGCGCGUCCAGAACCGCACGGCCACUUCAUACAAGGUCCGGCCCAUAGACGACGCCACGGCAAGCGGCCUGAACCUCGCAGCAGCCACCCAGGAGCGCAUGAGGAUGGCAGGCAUCGCCUCUCUCCUCGAUGCGGUCGCGUUCAUAGCGGAGGAGUUCCACGAGUGGGGCGAUGACGGCGUCCCCCUCAUCGCCAAGGGCGACCACGCGCAGGCCUACCGACAAUGGCCGGUACAUCCAGAUGACAUUCCAUUGCUGGUGUGCUUGGUCUGGGACGACACCGUGGGUCCAGAGGGCGGAUUCCGCGCCUUCGCGCACAAGGCGCUCCCCUUCGGGGCCUUCGGAGCAGUCUGGGGGUACACGCGCGUCGCCGCCAGCGUGAUUCACCCGCUCCGCCGCAUCUUCAGCGUGCCCCAGAACGCGUAUGUGGACGAUUUCCACCGCGCCUCCCCGGCCAGGUGGGCCGCCCUGCACGAAUGGGUGUUCCAGGAGCUGCACGCCAUGCUCGGUAUCCCGCUCAAGGACGGCAAGAACCAGGGACCAGCGGCCGUGCUGGAUCUGCUCGGACUGGACGUCAUCUCCACCGGGCACUGGGCGGGACUGCGCCUCACCGUCAAGCGGCGCGACGACCUGGCCGCGGACGUGGACUCCGCGCUCCGCGCGCGCCGCCUCAGCAGGCGCGACGCGGCCCGACUCGGAGGACAGAUGGGCUUCGCCACCACGGCAAUGUUCGGCCGUAUCGGCCGGGUAUACGCCUCCAACGUGUCGGCGCACCGAGGCGGCUGGUCCGAACGCCUCGCCGACGCGCUGGCGUGGUGGAAGGCGCUGCUGCGCUGCCCGAUAUACCACAGGCGCGUCCACGGCGACCAGCGGCCCGUCGUCCUCGGAUGGGUCGACGGGUCAUGGGACAUGGACACCGGCACGGGGGCCAUCGGGGGCAUGCUGUUGUCCUCGCAACGCAGCGGCCGCAGCUUCUCUGCGCACAUCCCGCAGCACCUGUGCGCGGAGCUGCUGAGGGUCGGCAAGAAGCAGCGAAACACACAGUCCGAGCUGCUCGCCGUACUGGUGCUGCUCCUCACCUGCCCCGACGAGCUCCGCGGGGCCCGGUUGAUCCUCUUCGAGGACAACACGCCCGCGCUUGAAAACAUCCUCAGCGGCGCCGCCAACGACGAUCACAGCAAG
Prorocentrum cordatum is the source of this 3598-nucleotide messenger RNA. The record is from the annotation of a GenBank genome assembly. NCBI's taxonomy places the organism in Eukaryota, Dinophyceae, Prorocentrales, Prorocentraceae.